CAGUGCCAAUGCCAAAUCGUCACUUUGUCAGGACAGGAACUGAGGAACAGAAACACGCAAGAAAAAAUAAGUAGCGUCGCCGAAAUCGAUCGACACCGGACAAAGAUUACUGUUACUGUCAAAAUGAAAUAUUUGUGGUCUAUUGUGCUCCUGGGGAGUGCUGUGCUUUUGCUAGCACCUGUUCCGGUUGUAUCUCAACCGGGUGAAACGCUUGUGCUGUUGGAUAACUUAGCCAUACGUGAAACGCACUCAAUCUUUUUCAAAAGUUUGCAAGAAAGGGGAUAUAAGCUUACCUUCAAGCUAGCGGAUGAUGCCAAUUUGGUGCUUUCGAAGUACGGCGAGUUUCUCUAUAAGCAUUUGAUUCUGUUCGCCCCUUCUGUGGAAGAGUUCGGCGGAUCUUUGAGCGUUGAAGCGAUUACGGAAUUCAUCGACAAUGGUGGCAACGUUCUAGCGGCGGGUAGCUCCAGUGCUGGUGACGCGCUUCGCGAACUAGCUUCCGAGUGUGGAUUUGAAGUGGAUGAAGAGAACGCUGCAGUGAUAGAUCAUUUGAACUUUGACGCUUCCGAUAGUGGAGACCAUACUUUAAUAGUUGCAUCACCAGAGAAUUUGAUCGAUUCGGAAAUCAUUGUCGGAAAGAAGACAGUGGGUCCAUUGCUGUAUCGUGGAACUGGAUUGUUGGCUGAUAAAGAGAACCCGUUGGUUUUGCAACUAUUGACGGCCGAUAGUAGCGCUUAUAGUUAUAAUCCGGAUACACCCAUAAAGGAGUAUCCGCAUGCUGUAGGCAAAGGCACACUGCUCAUAGCUGCCCUGCAAGCUAGAAACAACGCUCGAGUAGUUUUCUCUGGCUCGUUAUACUUUUUUUCUGAUGAAGCAUUCCUCUCGCCUGUGCAACGGACCGGUAAUCAGGAUGUUUCUAUUGCCAUCAGUAAGUGGGUCUUUGGUGAAAAUGGCGUUCUUAGAGUUCGAUCGGUACAGCACCACAAGGAAGGAGAAUCCCAUCCUCCAUCGUCCUACACAAUUACCGAGCCGGUCGUCUACACUAUUGACAUCGAAACCCUGGCUGAUGAUGGCAAGUGGAAACCUUUCCAAGCAAACGAUGUUCAGUUGGAGUUCGUGCGAAUCGAUCCAUUUGUUCGAACCACUCUUAAGUCGAUUGGAGGAGGGCGCUACCAGGCCAAAUUCAAAAUCCCCGACGUAUAUGGAGUGUAUCAAUUUAAGGUUAACUACGACCGAAUCGGCUAUACGCAACUGUACUCGACAACGCAGGUUUCGGUUCGCCCGCUAACGCACACGCAGUAUGAGCGAUUCAUUCCGAGCGCCUAUCCGUACUAUGCGAGUGCUUUCUCGAUGAUGGUUGGUGUGUUCCUUUUUUCCUUCAUUUUCUUACACUACAAGGACGAAUCGUCCGGAGCAUCCGCAAAACCAAGCGGCAAAACGGGUGGAAGUGACAAAAAGAGCCAGUAAGGAAGAAUGUGUCGUUUAGCCGUUUCUUCAUUUUGGCCGAACUAAUGUACUAGGUAUAGAUUCGUAGUUUAAGCUUACGGAAAUUCAAUAAUAUCGAAUACGAUGAAACAUUGAUUAAACUGCUGAAUAGAAUAGUAAAUUCCUGAUUUGUUUU
Molecule: messenger RNA, 1618 nt
Organism: Sabethes cyaneus
Lineage: Eukaryota; Metazoa; Arthropoda; Insecta; Diptera; Culicidae
Product: dolichyl-diphosphooligosaccharide--protein glycosyltransferase 48 kDa subunit-like
Exons: 2
Coding region: 124-1464 (446 amino acids)
Cellular component (GO): endoplasmic reticulum membrane; oligosaccharyltransferase complex
Source: RefSeq, a predicted model, not a curated record